Chelonus insularis is the source of this 3694-nucleotide messenger RNA. RefSeq names its product shavenoid (gene sha). The coding region runs from base 43 to 3618 and encodes 1191 amino acids. The record is from RefSeq and is a predicted model, not a curated record. The transcript has 9 exons. Gene Ontology annotation, biological process: imaginal disc-derived wing hair organization. NCBI's taxonomy places the organism in Eukaryota, Metazoa, Arthropoda, Insecta, Hymenoptera, Braconidae. Gene Ontology annotation, cellular component: cell cortex.
CGUAAUUUUGACCUGCAGAAAUACCAGAAUGCCGAUGAAAAAAUGUUUCUAUCGUUUCUUCUAUUCAUUGGUUUCCUCCAAGUCGUCACUCUUUCAGCACAAGAGAUAUCAGUGGUUCGACAUAUUGAUGGUGAUAUUUUUACUGUUAGGGGUUCAUGUUCAAAUGCGUGUUCUGAUCUCAGUAGCUCAACUGCAAGCCCUUACCGACGUCAAACGUUGACAUCAAGCAAUGGUGCCACGGCAUCUUCUUCAACCGUUAAUGCUACCUGUGUCUGUCAAUGCAAAUCGAGUCUUCACUUGUUUCGUGAGGACCUGAAUAUUUGCGUGAACGAUAUUCCCGAAUGCAGCGUCACGGGCUUUGUCAGCAGCUCUGGACUUGUUGAAAAAAUUCCCUACGUUUUUCUUCCUCAACGUGGACAGAUAAUUUAUCCCCAAGCGGAAAUUCAAUUCCAAGGUGUUACAACACCAGUCUGUGGUAUUGCUGGUGCUCAACAACUUGGUAAAUCAGGUUGGUCGGAGUUCAGGAACUUAUCAAGCAUAGAAAUACCCUUUAAACUAUUCAAAGAUCAAGAAAGAACUUUUUUACAGUGGGUUGGAGAGAGUGGACUUAGAGAUGCUGCAGAAGGCAAAGUGGUUAUUGUAAGACUGGUUUGUAGAGAUGCUUCACCAAAUCCAAUAAAUCCUGGAGUUUUUACUCCUUGUGUGGCAUUCAGAGUUGCUGGAUCACCAUCCAAAAGUAAUACACGAGAAGUAACUUUCAUGUCAACAGCACAACCACACCAAGGUCUUUCAACAAUUGAAUAUACCGCCAUAGGCAUCUCAUCAGUUUUGUUAGCUUUAAUAUACAUUGCCAGUGUUUCUCUUUAUCUUCACAGUCGUAAAUCUCGUCGAAAAAUAAUUCGUGAUCCUGAAACUGUAAUAUCAAGUGGACGUGAAAGUAGUGGAAUCAUAAAAAAUAAUCCUCUAUUGAAACAUUUCGAAAGUGCAGAUGCCAAUAGUCUUCGCAGUGAAAGUGACAAUGAAGAAUUAAGUAUACAUGAUGAAGUAAAUGGAUUCAAAAAAAUAACUUCAGCUGUUAUUCAUUCGUGUGUGGGAAUGUUAGAGCAGCCGGAAGGUUCUUUUGGAUCAUCAAUAAUUGCUGAACGUUUACCAGAGGAGGAUGUACGAAUUGUGGAAACUGCAGACAAUCAGCAGGAUAUUUCAGUACUUCCCGGUGUUCAAAGAAGAAAGUUAUACUUUAAUCCAGCUUACUUUGACAGGCAACUUCUUAUGGCACCACCACCAGCAGCCAUUGAGUUUUUGCUCAAAAUUCGCGAAGUCAUUUCCAUUGCAAAGCAUAAAUUAGCAGCAAAACGUUUCAUUCCUACACUGUCAGCUAUUUCUGAAGAAGAAGUUGCAUCUGACAGGUGCAGUUCAUCAAAUAAACGUCCUGGAUCAGUUCAAAGUUCCGUAACAAAAUUAAGAAAAUCUCAAAAAUGUUCUGGUUGCCCUGGAUGUUUGGAAUCAAGAAAAAAUAAUCUCUCAUCAGCACUUCCUGAUAAUUCAAGACCAAUUCCUGGUGAAAGUCGAGUUCGGGCGUGGUUGGAAGACAUCAAACCUCCUGAACGACUCAAUUGGGGUACUGAGGAAAAUCAUAAAAUCAUUCAUGAAAAUUUCAGAAGCUUUGCCAAGAGCUUGGAGUACUUAAAAGACGUUCGAAAAGAUUUAUUAAAAAUUGAUCAAACGAAAUUUGAUCGAAAUUCUCCAACAAGUUGGAAGAAUAAUCCUCCAAUGUUAAAGACAUUACAUUACAUGGCUAAAAGUGAAAUCCUUGGUGAUGAUGAUCGUAACAGUAUCUCUCAAAGAUCUACCAAGUCUAUGUUUGAAGAUACAAAUUAUGAUCGAUUCUGUAGGACUAGAAGAUGUAAUCUUCAAGAUAAAAAUGCUGAUCCAAAUGAUGUGGUAAAUGAAAAAAUAAGAAAAGCUAUUGAAAACUCAUUUAUUAAACAAAUGGAGGAAAAUGCUGCGAUAGAAAACCAAAUGAUAGAAAAGAAAAAUCAGAGUGAAAGAUUUUCACCUGAUGGAAGUUCAGAAAAUAAUCUGGACUCUUUUAAUUCUAUUAAGAAAGGUAUUGAAACGUUAGGAAAGAAAAAGAAGUGUAAAGCACCUGAACCACCUGUUCGAGAACUUCCUGACAUGAUUAAUGAACUUCCGAGCUCUAAACUGCAAGCUAAAAAAAUUAUGGAUGCAGUUAUUAAAGAAAUGGUUGACGUUAAAGCUCUUGACCAUCAUGCAAAACUUGUAGACAUAGAUUAUGAAGUUGAUAGUCUUGAAAGAACAAAUAAACAGAAAUUAAAUGUCAAGAAGAAAAAUCAUCAUAACUCAAACAGUGAUGAUAAAGAUAUCGAAGUUGAAAAAAAUCAUGAAAAUAAUAAUGAAAUUAUGAGAAAAAAUUAUUACAAUAAUCUUCCAGAGUUAAUUUCAUCAAGAUCAGAAGGAUAUUCACUAGUGAGUGAAGUUUACGUUAAUGAUGGUUAUGCUAGCCCUGCCAAUAGUGAUGAUUCAGGUCCUGAAAUUUGUUACGAACCUGAACAACCUGGACAUUUAACAAUCAAAGUCCAAGACUCACCAGAGAAUUAUGUGAAAUGUGAUGAGUCUGAAUAUGAACCAGACACUUUAGAUCGAAAGCCAAUGAAGCUGAAGAUUAAUGGAGAUGUGAUUUACGACAAAGAGCCCGCAAAUGAAAUUUAUGUUGAUUCGUUAGAACGUCCAGCACAUAUCAUGUUACGAAGCAAAAGCAGUUUCCGAGAUGAUCUAUCGAGAAAUGGCAAAUCGUUGAGUCGUGGAUAUGGAAGUUUACGAGAAAUUUAUGAGGCCCGACUUCGAUCCAAUGUUGAAGCAAAUUUAGAAACUGGAUCUCUAAAUGAAAAAUACCAAGACUCACCAAAAAAUACAUUGCAAAUGAAAUCUAAAUAUCUUACACCAGAAUUAAGGCAAGCAAGACGACAGAGAAAAAAGAAUCAACCUGAUGUCGUUCCUUUACCACCGGAGCAAAAUAUUUAUGAACAUCCUAAAUCUCCAAGACCAAUUGAUGAUUCUAGAAUACAUCAAAAAAACGAAUGGGACAGGAGUGCAGCAACUGAUGCAGGCGACCCUACGGCCAGCAGAAGUCCUCCUGUCUCGAAAAAUAAUUUCGUAGGGACUCGGAAAAGACGAGGAAAUGCGAAGACUUUCAAGAAAAUUCAUUCCUAUAGAAGUAAAUAUGAAGACAGUGGAUAUCUCAGUAGCACUGAUGAUAGCACCAAUAAGGACAAUAACAAAUUAAAUAAACAAACUCUUAAGUAUGACUUUGGUAGUGUCUCUGAAACUGACGAAACUGAAUCAAUUUGUGAUGGAGCCAGUGAAAGUGGGGCAGAGAGUAUUGGAACUGAUAGUGUCUUUUUUGGAAAUUUUAGAAAAUUAUCUAAUGCUUCUCAUAGUAAAUCUAUGGACUCUGGAAUAGAUUUUAAGUUAAGAAAUUUCUAUUAUGUAGGUUCUGAAACAGAAGGACAUACUCAUAAUCCUAGUGACAGUGAGAAUGAAAGUUUUAUUACAGUUCUUCCUUAUAAUAAUAAAAGUAGAUCUAAUUUAGGAUCUUGAUAAUUGUAGUAUUUUUUGUAAAAAAAAGUGCCAGUAAUUUAAUUUACUAGUUAAACUUCAAAUUAACAAGUUCAGA